Messenger RNA from Physeter macrocephalus (sperm whale), 5539 nucleotides. RefSeq names its product mannosidase alpha class 2C member 1 (gene MAN2C1). The transcript has 26 exons. NCBI's taxonomy places the organism in Eukaryota, Metazoa, Chordata, Mammalia, Artiodactyla, Physeteridae. Gene Ontology annotation, molecular function: alpha-mannosidase activity; carbohydrate binding. Gene Ontology annotation, biological process: oligosaccharide catabolic process; mannose metabolic process. The coding region runs from base 2123 to 5296 and encodes 1057 amino acids. The record is from RefSeq and is a predicted model, not a curated record.
AGGAAUAAACUCUCAACCCAAGUCCCUUGUCCUCACCAGAGAACUACUGUGAAGCAGGGAUUUUGGCUUCAGUUCCUUAUCUACGGUACAAACAGGAUUUUGCUUUAAAUAGUUAGCAGUCAGUUGUAUGUGUUCCAAAUCAAAAUAUCUUAAAUUUUUAAAAUAGAAUUAUUCAUUCUUUUAGUACGUAUUUUCCCUCCUUAUUUCAGCUGUUUGGAAAUAUUUUAUAUUUGGGUAAGUUGUGCAGCUGUGUAGUUUGUACUUCUCUGUAUUUUUUCUUAUUCUUAUUGGAAAUGGGAGUGAACAGCUUAAAUACCAAACCAGUGUUUGAAAGAAGUGUGUACAGAGUGUGUGGUAUAAAUGGGGCUGGGAGGGAGAUUCGAUACAUUUCGUUAGCAACUGCAAAUGGAAUAUAUACAUAUAUAUUUUUUUAAAUUACAUAAAUUUAAACUGGCAGAUAUUUAAACAUGAGUGAUUAGGAUUUUUAUAUGUGGUCAGCCUGGACUUUCUGAACAAAGACCAACUGAGCCUCUCCCAGUACUCUGGUGAAUUUUUCUCCAGCAACCAUUACCCUAGUCGUAGCUGUAAAGUAACCAGCAGUGAUUUGUGUGGUUUUGUUUGCUUUUUAAUUAAAGAUUCCCAACAUCACCACCACCAAAUCACAAAUUUUUUGGCUCUGGACUUUCAUAACACAUGGUAGGCUUUUCCGAUUUUAGUGUUUUUUGUUGGGUGUGGUGGGGGGCAGUGGAGGGAUGGGACAACUUCAGGAGACUCAGAGCCCAAAAGUGUAGGGUGGCAAAAGAGCCUUGUGGGAGGAGAUUCUCUGGUGAAGCUGGGGCAAUGCCCGACUUGGGAGAUGGAGUGAUACUGACUGGGGGGGAAGAUCUUCAGGUUUUCCCAGCGAUAACUCACCUCUGCUUGCUUAAGACCAUGUUGAAUUGGAAUUACGGCCCGGGGGAGGGGGGCGGGGAACUGAUGGGACCUGACCAGGGGCAGCCCCAGCUAUUGCUGUCUCUGCAUAGGGUUAUGCCCAGAGCAGCUGCUUGCAGGUCAGGAUAGGGUUUCAGGGCCAACAGAGAAAACCCCAUCCUACCAGUGCAACCGAAAGAAGGGGGAGCUUCACCGACAGCCAGGGUUUCACAAACAGCAUUUAUAUCCCUCCUGCCAUCUGAGCUCCAAGCUCAACUCAGCCUGUCUUAUAGCAGGAAGUUAUAUUUUUAAAUCACGUUUGGUAUUCUGUACUUAAUUACCUUUCCCUAUGAUUUGCAUUUGAAAUGUUGUAAACUUGGUCAGUAUUUCCAUUAAAAUAUCAGGGCUCAUGUUGUGUAUAUACUUUUCUUCCUAAUGAUUUUAUAGACAAGGACUUCAUAGCAUUCCCAGGAGGGGGGGAACAAGCUGCCAACAGAUUACCAGAGUAACGUGAGGAUGAAAUUGGAGGUGUUUCUGGCAUUAUGGCUUCUCUGAACUCUUCAGUCCCGUGUAGGGAAAUACAUUAUUCUGUUAGGAUCAUGAAUUCUAUGUCUGUGAUCUGCAAUCUCAAAUCAAAAUCUUCGGAGUUUCUGGCGAUGGGCAGCACUUAGCCAUAUACAUAAAAUAAAACAUGUAGUAGAGGAAGCUGAGGUUACUGGGGUGCAAAGUCCUCUCUAUUUAACGCACGUCUGCCGAUUGGCUUGAAACCACCGGUCCUGGCGCCCCGGCUCUUGCCACGUUAAGCAGACAACGGGUUUUCGAGAUAGCCAGAGGGCGGGCUAGGACCAGAGGGCAAGGAGGUUCCCGCUUGCAGCUUCUGAGACUAGCUGACCUGCGUCGGCAGCAACCCAGGCUCCCGUCGUGCCUAACGUCUUUUGCAGAAUCAAAGCGUCAAACUUAUUUUAUUUAGGGAUUUGCCCUAAAUGGCCACCAGCUCGGACGAGAUAAGAGGAGAGCAUCGGAAGCGCGGCUUUUAGCUUUCAGCUCCCUGCUCAAAGUUCAGAGCAGCGAGACUUUACAGAGCCGCCGGUGUUCCAAGAAAAGCUGCCCGGGCCUGGAAGGCGCCCUUCGGACGCCGGAACCUUUGGUUCCAGGCCGUGGACCGCGCCGGCAGCGUUUGGGGCCUUCCGGGGAGAGGAGAGAGCGCGCGGCGAUGGCGGCGGCGCCGGUCCUGAAGCACUGGCGCACUACGCUGGAGCGGGUGGAGAAAUUCGUGUCGCCGCUCUACUUUACCGACUGUAAUCUCCGCGGCAGGCUCUUCGGAGACAGCUGCCCAGUGGCCGAGCUCUCCAGCUUCUUGACGCCCGAAAGGCUUCCCUACCAGGAGGCAGUCCAGCAGGAUUUCCGCCCCGCGCAGGUCGGCGACAGCUUCGGACCCACAUGGUGGACCUGUUGGUUCCGGGUGGAGCUGACCAUCCCAGAGGCAUGGGUGGGUCAGGAAGUUCACCUUCGCUGGGAAAGUGAUGGAGAAGGCCUGGUGUGGCGUGAUGGGGAACCUGUCCAGGGUUUGACCAAAGAGGGGGAGAAGACCAGCUAUGUCCUGACUGACAAGCUGGGGGAAGAAGACCCCCGGAGUCUGACCCUCUAUGUGGAAGUAGCCUGCAAUGGGCUCCUGGGGGCCGGGAAGGGACCCAUGAUCGCAGCCCCUGACCCAGAGAAGAUGUUCCAGGUGAGCCGGGCUGAGCUGGCCGUGUUCCACCGGGAUGUCCACAAGCUCCUGGUGGAUCUGGAGCUGCUGCUGGGUAUGGCCAAGGGCCUCGGGGAGGACAACCAGCGCAGCUACCAGGCCCUGUACACAGCCAACCAGAUGGUGAACAUAUGUGACCCCGCCCAGCCGGAGACCUUCCCAGUGGCCCAGGCCCUGGCCUCCAAGUUCUUUGGCCAACGUGGGGGUGAAAGCCAGCAUACCAUCCAUGCCCUGGGGCACUGCCACAUUGAUACAGCCUGGCUCUGGCCCUUCAAGGAGACCGUGCGGAAAUGUGCCCGGAGCUGGGUGACAGUCGUUCAGCUCAUGGAGCGGAAUCCUGAGUUCAUCUUUGCCUGCUCCCAGGCGCAGCAGCUCGCGUGGGUGAAGAGCCACUACCCUGGCCUGUAUGCCCGGCUCCAGGAGUUUGCCUGCCGUGGGCAAUUUGUUCCCGUGGGGGGCACCUGGGUGGAGAUGGAUGGGAACCUUCCCAGUGGAGAGGCCAUGGUGAGGCAGUUCCUGCAGGGACAGAGCUUCUUCCUGCAGGAGUUUGGGAAGAUGUGCUCCGAGUUCUGGCUGCCAGACACAUUCGGCUACUCAGCGCAGCUCCCACAGAUCAUGCGCAGCUGUGGCAUCAGGCACUUCCUCACACAAAAACUGAGCUGGAACUUGGUGAACUCCUUCCCGCACCAUACCUUUUUCUGGGAGGGGCUGGAUGGCUCCCGGGUGCUGGCCCACUUCCCGCCCGGUGACUCAUAUGGGAUGCAGGGCAGUGUGGAGGAGGUGCUGAAGACUGUGGCCAAAAACCGGGACAAGGGGCGUACCAACCACAGUGCCUUCCUCUUUGGCUUUGGGGAUGGGGGUGGUGGCCCCACCCAGACCAUGGUGGACCGCUUGAAGCGGCUGUGCAAUACAGAUGGGCUGCCCAGGGUGCAGCUCUCUUCUCCGGAGCGACUCUUCUCGGCGCUGGAGGGCCACUCGGGGCAGCUGUGCACGUGGGUCGGAGAGCUCUUCCUGGAGCUACAUAAUGGCACCUACACCACCCAUGCCCAGAUCAAGAAGGGGAACCGGGAGUGUGAGCGGAUCCUGCACGACGUGGAGCUGCUCAGCAGCCUGGCCCUGGCCCGCAGUGCCCAGUUCCUCUACCCAGCCGCCCAGCUGCAGGACCUCUGGAGGCUUCUGCUCCUGAACCAGUUCCACGAUGUGGUGACUGGAAGCUGCAUCCAGCUGGUGGCAGAGGAAGCCAUGUGCCACUACGAAGACAUCCGUUCCCGUGGCAACACACUGCUCAGCGCUGCAGCCGCAGCCCUUUGUGCUGGGGAGCCAGGUCCUGAGGGCCUCCUCAUUGUCAACACACUGCCUUGGAAGCGCACUGAAGUGUUGGCCCUGCCCAGGCCUGGUGGGGCCCACUGCCUAGGCCUCAUCCCCAGCUCUGGUGACAGUGCCCAGCAUGGGCUAUGCUCCUGCUCCCACCCCCACCUCACUGCAGCCCCUGCUGCCCCAGCAGCCUGUGUUUGUAGUGCAGGAGCCUCUGCAGACUUAGCCUCAAGGCCCCCUCCCACCAAGACUGACGGUUCUGUGACUCUGGACAACGGCAUCAUCCGGGUGAGGCUGGACCCAACCGGCCGCCUGACGUCUCUGGUGCUGGUGGCCUCCGGCAGGGAGGCCAUUGCUGAGGGUGCUGUGGGGAACCAGUUUGUGCUGUUUGAUGAUGUCCCCCUGUACUGGGACGCGUGGGACGUCAUGGACUACCACCUAGAAACACGGAAGCCAGUGCUGGGCCAGGCAGGGACCUUGGCCGUGGGCACCGAGGGUGGCGUGCGGGGCAGCGCCUCGUUUCUGCUGCAGAUCAGCCCCAACAGUCGGCUCAGCCAAGAGGUUGUGCUGGACGUCGGCUGCCCCUAUGUCCGCUUCCACACCGAGGUGCACUGGCACGAGGCCCACAAGUUCCUGAAGGUGGAGUUCCCUGCCCGUGUGCGGAGCCCCCAGGCCACCUUUGAGGUCCAGUUCGGACAUCUGCAGCGGCCCACCCACUACAACACCUCUUGGGACUGGGCCCGAUUUGAGGUGUGGGCCCACCGCUGGAUGGAUCUGUCAGAGCACGGCUUUGGGCUGGCUCUGCUCAAUGACUGCAAGUAUGGCGCGUCAGUACGAGGCAGCGUCAUCAGCCUCUCCCUCUUGCGGGCACCCAAGUCACCUGACGCCACGGUUGACAUGGGGCGCCACGAGUUCACCUACGCGCUGAUGCCGCAUAAUGGGUCCUUCCAGGACGCUGGCGUUAUUCCCGCUGCCUACAGCCUCAACUUCCCCCUGUUGGCGCUGCCCGCCCCGGGCCCGGCACCCGCCGCCGCCUGGAGUGCCUUUUCAGUGUCCUCGCCUGCAGUUGUGUUGGAGACCGUCAAGCAGGCGGAGACCAGCCUCCAGGGCCGCAAGCUGGUCCUGAGGCUGUACGAGGCCCAUGGCAGCCACGUGGACUGCUGGCUGCACACGUCGCUGCCGGUUCAGGAGGCCGUCCUCUGUGACUUCCUGGAGCGCCGUGACCCUGCUGGCCCCCUGCCCCUUCGGGACAGACGCCUGAAGCUCGCCUUUUCUCCCUUCCAAGUGCAGUCCCUGUUGCUCGUGCUGCAGCCCGCACCGAGCUGAGUCCCUGAGCGUGGGGUUUUGUUUGUGGAAGGCUUUGGGGGUUCCUCAUUUCUGCCUCCCAAGCCUGAUGCAAGGAUCAGUUACCUCUUGAACAAUAAAUGCGUGGCUCAGGAACCCUGCUGGUAGCCCCUGCUCAGUCCCCUCAGGGCCCAAACUCAGGCAUUGAGGGGGGGAAGUUUUUGCCCCAGGCAUCUGGGGACAGGGGCAAGAUCUAAGGUUAUCUGUGCACGCAGGGUCUGGAUU